Molecule: messenger RNA, 794 nt
Organism: Diospyros lotus (date-plum)
Lineage: Eukaryota; Viridiplantae; Streptophyta; Magnoliopsida; Ericales; Ebenaceae
Product: xanthohumol 4-O-methyltransferase-like
Exons: 3
Coding region: 60-770 (236 amino acids)
Biological process (GO): methylation
Molecular function (GO): S-adenosylmethionine-dependent methyltransferase activity; O-methyltransferase activity
Source: RefSeq, a predicted model, not a curated record
CCCACGCCUCCAAGUUCUUGCUGAACGAUGCUGAGCUGAGCCUGGCGCCGCUCGUACAGAUGACGAGCGACCCCAGGGCAUUAGCCCCCUGGCAAUGCUUUAGCAGGUGUGUGCGGGGAAGGUGGGAUUGCGUUCGAAAGGGCUUAGGGCCAGGAUAUAUGGGACUAUGGCUCCGCCAACCCAGAUUUCAGAAGGCCUUCAACGCUGCAAUGGGAUGUACCGCCAAGGUCACCACUACCGCAAUCGUCGCUGCGUACAAAGAUGGAUUUCAUUCCAUUCGGUCGCUAGUGGAUGUGGGCGGUGGGAUUGGAACUUCGACAUCCGAGAUCACCAAGGCCUAUCCACACAUCAAAGCAAUCAACUUUGAUUUACCACAUGUGGUCGCCACAGCACCUGAGUACCCAGGAGUUACCCAUAUUGGAGGUGACAUGUUUGAGUCUGUUCCAAAGGCUGAUGCAGUUUUCAUGAAGUGGAUCUUGCAUGAUUGGAGCGACCAAGACUGUGUGAAGAUCCUGAAGAACUGCCGGAAGGCAAUCCCAGACAAGACAGGAAAGGUGAUUCUAAUGGAAGUGAUUCUGAAGCCAGAUGGUGAAAGCAUGUUUGAUAACACGGUAUUUGUGCACGAUCUGAUAAUGCUUGCUCACAGCUCUGGUGGAAAAGAGAGGACCGAGGCUGAAUGGAAACUAGUGCUGGAGAAAGGAGGCUUCCCACGCUAUAACAUCAUCCGGAUCCCAGCUUUGCUUUCCAUCAUUGAGGCCUAUCCGAACUAAAUCAUUCUCUCUCCAAUUCCUCCA